Poecilia latipinna (sailfin molly) is the source of this 1533-nucleotide messenger RNA. Its product is annotated as cyclin-dependent kinase 8. Gene Ontology annotation, molecular function: protein serine/threonine kinase activity; ATP binding. Gene Ontology annotation, biological process: protein phosphorylation. The transcript is spliced from 7 exons. Gene Ontology annotation, cellular component: nucleus. The coding region runs from base 340 to 1152 and encodes 270 amino acids. NCBI's taxonomy places the organism in Eukaryota, Metazoa, Chordata, Actinopteri, Cyprinodontiformes, Poeciliidae. The record is from RefSeq and is a predicted model, not a curated record.
CGACACUGCCGUGCGUGAAUACGCCGUCGAUACCGAGUGAAGUGCGUCUCUUUGGAGCAGAUACCGGCUGAGAGAAACGCAGCAGCAAGACAAAAUAACAUUUAUUCGGGCUCGCUUCUCCGUGGACCAACUCCGUUCACCGCGCAUCCCUUCGCCGGAACAUUACAUUUACCCCGACAGCUCGAUGUGGAAGCUGGGUUAAAAGAAGAAAGGGCCACGCUGGGGAAGGCAACCAGCUGAAAUACCGAACCGAGCUCGUUGGAGGAGCACAGUUGCCUCCCAAAACGACGCUUUAAUAAAGGAAGGAGUGCUCACACUUCAGGCCAAACAGUGGUGAAAAUGGACUAUGACUUUAAAGUGAAGCUCACCGGCGAAAGAGAGCGAGUCGAGGACCUGUUUGAGUACGAAGGAUGCAAAGUGGGAAGGGGCACCUACGGUCAUGUAUACAAGGCGAAGAGAAAAGAUGGGAAGGACGAUAAGGACUACGCCCUCAAGCAGAUUGAAGGCACCGGUAUCUCCAUGUCGGCCUGCAGAGAGAUUGCACUGCUGCGGGAGCUGAAGCACCCUAACGUGAUCUCGCUGCAGAAGGUUUUCCUGUCGCACGCUGACCGUAAAGUGUGGCUGCUAUUCGACUACGCAGAACACGAUCUCUGGCACAUUAUUAAGUUUCACAGAGCCUCCAAGGCCAACAAGAAGCCGCUUCAGCUUCCAAGAGGAAUGGUCAAGUCUUUGCUCUACCAGAUUCUGGACGGCAUCCAUUACCUCCACACUAACUGGGUGCUUCACAGAGACCUGAAACCAGCCAACAUUUUAGUGAUGGGAGAAGGGCCAGAGAGGGGAAGAGUAAAGAUCGCGGACAUGGGGUUCGCCCGUCUCUUCAAUUCACCGCUGAAGCCUUUAGCUGACCUCGACCCCGUGGUGGUCACCUUCUGGUACAGAGCGCCUGAACUGCUGCUGGGAGCUCGGCACUACACCAAAGCCAUCGACAUCUGGGCGAUUGGCUGCAUUUUUGCGGAGCUGCUUACGUCUGAGCCCAUAUUCCACUGUCGUCAGGAAGAUAUCAAGACCAGCAACCCUUACCACCAUGACCAGCUGGACCGAAUCUUUAACGUUAUGGGCUUCCCUGCUGGUGAGACUCCUCAGAGGAAAUGACUAUUUAUUUUAAUCAUGUUAUUAUGCCUUUAUUCUACCUGCUUUGUUGUUGGUUUUUUUUAUCUGGGGAGAGAUGUGAUUAAGAAGAUAGCAUUUUCCAUUCCUGGCUAAGGCUCGUUAUUUCCUUAGGCUUUACUUGCUCUGUUUGGAUUAAUGUGGUCUGCAGGCUCUGAGAGUCGGUCCAGAGUCUCUGUACAUGAUGCCAAGUCACAAACAGAAACAUUUGCUGGCAGGGAUGCAUUUGGACUGAUAUUUUCCAGUUCACCUACCCCACCCAUUUGUUAUCUUUGCUGCUCUUUUUAUUUAAUACACCAGUUUGUAUAAAAGUUACUUCUUGAGUCUUCAUUAAAAUUUGACCCCUGUUUUAAUGUUGCUUGUAAA